This is a messenger RNA of Aspergillus novofumigatus IBT 16806, 870 nucleotides long. RefSeq lists its product as uncharacterized. NCBI's taxonomy places the organism in Eukaryota, Fungi, Ascomycota, Eurotiomycetes, Eurotiales, Aspergillaceae. Bases 94 to 765 code for a protein of 223 amino acids. The record is from RefSeq and is a predicted model, not a curated record. The transcript is spliced from 2 exons.
UUUUUUUCGUUAGUAUCGGCGAACUGCAAAGUUCGUGUGAGGUACUCCGUAUUUCUGUUCCUUUCCCGCUGACGUGCAUUGAUACCCUGAACUAUGAUUAUCUGUGUAUCCAUUGGAUGUAUUUGCUGUCACCACUCAAUAAAGGGCUCAAAGCACCACGAAUUUCACGCACUUCUGUUCGGCCUACCCAUACGUCUAUUGGCGGUUCGUAUCAUUUACUGGGGAUUUAUAAUUGCCAGGCAGCAGUGUCUGUCCACCAGGCAGGUCUUCGAUCGUUCUAGAGCCUCCUUGGCGGACUCUGCAUGCAUAAUUUCUUCUUAUUGCAUGCAGAGGGCAUGCGCGGUAAUCGUCGGCCGGCUACUCUUGGCACUACGCGUUCUGUCCUCCAUUUCCUCGACAGACCAACCUCACCACCUCUUUGGCAGAAUACUCUUCAUCCAAUCACUAAACUGGCACAGCCGCCAUUGUCCUAAUAACCCAUGUCAAACAUACGCCCUAGCCAAGACAUCCAAGACCUCGGAAACGCGAAUCCCCCUCUCCUUGCCGAGUGCAUCCCUCCGCAGCCUUGGUCUUGACUAUACCCUCGGGCUUCUAGACCUAGACCCGGCGACACAGAUCCAUAUGCCCCGGAUACACUACCCACGCGCUCUCGCUCACUCCAUUCCAACUCCCCAUCUCCCCAGCGUGAUCAGUCAACCUCAGCCGGAUGCUGGAAAGACUGCAUCGCACCGCAACCUGAUCAGUCGCGAACACCCAACUCGCUGAACCAUGGUCUCGGCCUCGAACCCACUGCUUGUUUCGUCGCCCUUGCCGAUAUCAAGUCUUUAAAGCAUGAUGCGGUGCGAUCGUUGCGCUCAAAUCCGCAUGCAG